AAAUAUUUUGAGACCCAUAAAAUGACACAACAUAGACAGAAUGAUCUGCUCUUGCUAGUUAAUGCUGAGAUUGAAAAAACACUAGUCGCUCAAAGUCUUAUGAGAUGAAGCUUCUGCCAAUCAUAUUCUUGUUGUUCAUUGUACUUCACAGUACAAUAGGUUCAGGUUGUGGCAUGAUAGUGUGCUACUAUACCAAUUGGGCACAAUAUCGGAAUGGUGAUGCUAAAUUCUUCCCUGAGCAUGUUGACCCUUCGCUGUGUACCCACCUCAUUUACGCCUUUGCAAUUUUGAAGGACAAUAAGUUGGUGAAUUUCGAAGAAAACGAUAUGGAUACGCCCUGGGCGCAAGGCAUGUAUGCAAGAUUUGAUAAGCUUAAAGAAAAAAAUCCCAACCUCAUAAUGCUAUUGGCUGUCGGCGGUUGGAACUUUGGUAGCAAGCCAUUCAGUCAAAUGGUAGAGACGGCGGAUAGUCGCCAAAAAUUUAUUGAUCACGGAAUUGGGUUUUUACGGGCACACAGGUUUGAUGGUCUGGACCUAGACUGGGAAUAUCCAGCUCUCAGAGGAGGCAUGCCUGGCGACAAAGAAAGAUUCACACUACUUGUAAUGGAGCUUAAAGAGGCAAUCACUGCUGAAGCUAUUGUAAGUGGCAAACCACGGCUUCUCCUAACUGCUGCUCUGGGAGCAGGGAAACCUACCAUAGAUGCGGCGUAUGAAGUAUCUACCAUAGCACAAGUAUUAGAUUGGAUCAAUCUAAUGACUUAUGAUUUCCAUGGCGGAUUUGACACCACAGCUGAUCACAAUGCACCUCUGUACUCUAUGACCAAGAACGCAAGCGAUACUUUCACUGUUGAUUUCGCUAUUAAUUAUUAUCUUAAACUUGGAGUACCUGAAAGUAAACUCGUGCUGGGCUUACCUACGUAUGGGCGAAACGGCCUGCUAGUCAACAAAAACAAGAACACUCCUGGAUCUCCGAUUAAUGGAGAAGGUCGUGCUGGACCGUUCACUUUAGUACAAGGCAUCCUAGCAUACUACGAGUAUUGCAAGCUAGUGAAGGACCCGAUGACGCUCGUAGGACGAGCUGGCAUGGUGCCGUAUGCAGUUUACAACAGCGAUUUCCUGGGAUACGAUGACGUCGAGAGCAUCAAAGAGAAGGUUAAAUACGCAAAGCUUAAAAAUUUGGGCGGCAUCAUGUUCUGGACUCUGGACUUCGAUGAUUUUAGUGGUAAAUUUUGUGGUGAAGGCGCUUACCCUCUGAUCAACGCCGCUAAAAAACAGUGUGAAUUGCCAGAUAAACACCAAGGACCAGGCGCAGAUGUACCUUUAAAAUCGCCAACAGGGAUGCAACAUGAUGGGAUCCCACCACCCCCAAAAGUUCCUGCAAAGACGAUAGAAACGAAGGCUGGUUCCAGUAACGAUAACGAUCAUAAUUCUCUUUGUUCUAACGUGGACGGCGUGCGUGAUUUCCCUGACGAUUGUACCAAGUACGUCAUGUGUGUCAACACCUUCAGCUACGUACUUCCGUGCCCCGGUGGACUGGUCUUCAACAAAGUGAGCAAAUACUGCGACUGGCCCUUCAAUGUACAGGGAUGUUAAGUUCUCUAUAGCCUUUACUUUGUUACUGUUUAGCCAUUCAGCCCAUAAAGGUUUAACAGUAAAU
Messenger RNA from Biomphalaria glabrata, 1656 nucleotides. Its product is annotated as chitinase-3-like protein 1. The coding region runs from base 105 to 1592 and encodes 495 amino acids. Gene Ontology annotation, cellular component: extracellular region. The record is from RefSeq and is a predicted model, not a curated record. NCBI's taxonomy places the organism in Eukaryota, Metazoa, Mollusca, Gastropoda, Planorbidae. Gene Ontology annotation, molecular function: chitin binding; chitinase activity. The transcript is spliced from 11 exons. Gene Ontology annotation, biological process: carbohydrate metabolic process; chitin catabolic process.